Bacidia gigantensis is the source of this 1467-nucleotide messenger RNA. RefSeq lists its product as uncharacterized. Gene Ontology annotation, cellular component: nuclear proteasome complex; cytoplasm; proteasome regulatory particle, lid subcomplex. Lineage: Eukaryota; Fungi; Ascomycota; Lecanoromycetes; Lecanorales; Ramalinaceae. The coding region runs from base 1 to 1467 and encodes 488 amino acids. The transcript has 5 exons. The record is from RefSeq and is a predicted model, not a curated record.
AUGGCGGACGGUCAGCUAUUCAAGCCAGAGAAAGACUUCACAAAAGAGGUUGACAAGCAAAUACCGGAAGCCGAAGAGCUUGCAAAGAGCAAUGUUGCGUCAGCAAUAGAAAAGCUGUCAGCGCUGGAGAAACAGACCAGACAGGCAUCGGACCUCGCAUCCACAUCGAGACUUCUUGUCGCCAUCAUAACCAUAUCGAAAGACUCGGGAGACUGGCCACUACUUAACGAACAGAUCUUAUUAUUGUCAAAGAAGCAUGGUCAGCUCAAGCAAGCAACCACGAAGAUGGUUCAGGUCGCCAUGUCGUUCAUCAGCGAGACUCCAGAUGAUGAAAAAAAGCUAUCACUCAUUGAGACCUUGCGAACGGUCACAGAGGGCAAGAUAUUCGUCGAGGUCGAAAGAGCACGUGUCACUCGAAUUCUCUCGGACAUGAAGAAGGCCCAGGGUGAUCUCAAUGCAGCUGCGGAUAUUCUAUGCGAACUUCAAGUGGAGACCUUUGGGUCGAUGGAGCGGCGCGAAAAGACAGAGUUCAUCUUGGAGCAAGUAGCACUUUGCAUAGAAAAAGGCGACUGGGUACAAGCUGGUAUACUAAGUCGAAAGAUAAGCACACGGUACUUUGCCCGGAAGCCAAAAAAAUCACCGGAAGAGCUCGAGAAAGAGCAGAAAGAGCGAGAGGAGAAAGAGAAGAAACGAAGUGCAGAUGACCCUCCUCUAGAGAAAGAGCAGGACGUGACUGAUCUCAAGCUCCGAUACUACGAUCAGCAAAUCGUGCUGGCCAAGCACGAGGAUAAGUAUCUCGACGUAUGCAAACACUACCGACAAGUUCUUGAUACCGAAUCUGUCGAAGAAAACCAGGACCAACUACAUGCUGCCCUCCAAAGAAUAAUCUACUACAUCCUCCUCUCCCCCUACGACAACGAACAAUCCGAUCUCCUCCACCGCAUCAACACCGACACCCGCAACCCCCAAGUUCCCGUCGAAGCCCGCCUCCUCAAGCUCUUCACAAUCCCCGAACUCAUGCGCUGGCCCAAUGUCGCCGAGCAAUUCGGCCCGCACCUCUGCUCCACAGACGUCUUCUCCGCAACUCCCAGUUCCCACGACCCCAAAGCGCACACACGAUGGGAAGACCUGCGAAAACGCGUCAUCGAGCACAACGUGCGCGUGAUCGCGAAAUACUACACGCGCAUAAAGAUGGACAGGCUUUGUCAGUUACUGGAUCUUGGGGAAGAGGAGACGGAGAAGUAUAUUAGCGAGUUGGUGACGGCGAAGACGGUGUAUGCGAAGAUCGAUCGUCCGGCAAGGGUGGUCAGUUUUCAGAAGACGAGGGAUGCAGAUGAGGUGUUGAAUGAGUGGAGUGGGAGUAUGAAGAGCUUGCUUGGGUUGUUGGAGAGGAUUGAUCAUUUGAUUACGAAGGAGGAGAUGAUGGCGAGGAUACAGCCGAAGGGGAGUGUCGUUGAAGCGCAUUGA